CGCAGAGAAUCUGGGGUUUUCUCUUCUUCUUUUCUUUCGCCAGCGGCAACGAAACGACCACUACGACAAGAGGGCCGGUCGCUCCAAUACAAUCAGUGUCCCUCUGGCUUGAAUCAAGCAACAGGCACCAUCAGAAAACAGCACAGGUCUGUAUACAGUCUAGGAUGAUCGACUAUGCGACUCGCUGACAGAAAUCACCGAAUACAACCCGACCGACUUCAUGGCGCCUCGGCCUCACCACCUCCACCGUCUGAGGCUCCGUGUCCUGGUAAAUCAUAUUCCGACUUUCCAAGCUCUCGUGACAACAAGAAUGUCUCGACCCUACCCUCGCGGCUCAUGGCCGCUUUCGCUCUCUCGCGCGACAUCAUCUCUCUGGUGAUGACGGCCUGUUGCUGGGCUUGCAGGUUCAAGAUGCUUGCCGACUUCUUCUCGGCAUAUGCCACCUGGGUCCAGACACCAACAACAGCACAGCAUGCCAAGAUGGUGGCGAAGCCAAAGUUGGACAUGAAGACCGGCUCUUGCUUCUUGCCAUCCCUCUCCUGGUACCAUUGCUCCCAGUCUUCCCAAGUGGCGUUCUGGCUGGCGUUCCCAGGCUCCUUCCUCCAUGACCUCCCUGCCGCCCGAUGUUCAACAUGUGGGUCGGUGUGAUUUCCCCAGCCAAUUCGGUGGAGGUCGUAGAGUCGACGCUUCUGAGGAUUGCUGAGGAUGUCAUUGGCCGCAAUGACGAGGCGAUAUCUCUCGAGCUUCGUCACAUGGGGGAUGCCAUCGUGGGCCGAGUGAUGGUGGAGAUCGGGAUGAUAGAGUUUGACCAACUGGUUGAACCGUGCUUUGGUGUAUACAUCGUCUUUGUCCGAAGACCUCAUACGGAGUGGGGCUUGCAGAAGUAG
Molecule: messenger RNA, 887 nt
Organism: Podospora pseudopauciseta
Lineage: Eukaryota; Fungi; Ascomycota; Sordariomycetes; Sordariales; Podosporaceae
Source: RefSeq, a predicted model, not a curated record